GCGCGCUGCGUUUUUUAUGAGAGUUCUUAGCCGCUCGUCGUUUUGUGUACAUAUGUGUCUGUGAACAAAACGCAGCCCAACCAUAAAAGAAAAAAACCUGAAAAGCACCUAACAGUUACACCACUGUCAUGCUGAUGCUGCCUCGCAAUUGUUGCACUUGUUAAGGGGUGCCACGAAGUGUCUUCGGAUGUGCUCGAGCGUGCCGAGAGGACAUAGAGCUACCACUAGACGACUGCACAGACGGAAGGGGCAGCAGGGCGACGGACGCCUUCCUAUCGUGCAAUCAGGAACCACUUUGGAAGUAUUCACAGAGUCCGGCAUCAUCUGAAAAAUGUCACGUUCUCGAAACCAGGAGCCCAACGAGCCGCCGUACAGCGAGGGCGAUGUGGUGUGGGUUAAAAUACACAACACAGAGAUCUGGUGGCCCGGCGAAGUCACCUUGUCACAGAACUUUCGAUUCGUGAAGGCCAGCCGGCCCCCCUUUGCAGUUGUUGCCUUCUUCAACGAGAAAACAUACGAGCAAGUCGCAUCAAACAAACUGAUUCAUCCCUUUGAAUGCUCCAAAAAGGAGGAGUUCAUCCAACGCGGCAUCCGAAAAGCCGAAGGUAUGAGCACGGAAAUGCGGGUCAAGUUCAAUGACGAUGUCGCGCUGGCUGAGUCCCGUAACCAUCAGCAACGGCUGAGUGCGCACGCCGUUGCGCGUCCGGACAGCCUGAUCAAGGCGCUCCUCUCGAGCAACAGCAGCAGCCAGAGCGGCAGCACUCGCAGCUCCAACGGGCCGUCCUCGACGCCCAAGCAGGAGUCCACGUUCCGUAUUAUGGACAUUGCGCGCACGGCCGACCCGGUCCCGGAGCGCUUCACCGAGGCCAGCUACGAGUGCAGCACGUGCAGUUUCCGCACCAGCAGCAUGAAUGUCCUGCUCAUCCACCGCCGCGGGCACCUGGAGUCCUCCAGCAAGUACAGCACUAGCAGCAACAGCAGCCAAGACGCCAGCACCAGCCCUAGUCAGAGCCCCAGCAGGCAGACGCGAUCGGCCAGACGCGCCAACACCACACAUGAGCUCGAUUCUCCCACACAUUUCGGUAGGCGCCGCCGGGAGAGCAGCAACCACUUCCGUGUCCACUCGCGCCACGUCUCGAUUAUGGUGGACGCCUCGCUGGGCGACGAGGCCCAGCGGAGAGUGGCCUCUAUAGCCCAGAUCACGAUGGAGAGCAUCGAGCGUAUGGUGCAACCCAUAGUCAAUAACAACAGCAACUCCAGGGCGUCCUCGCCCCGCCGUGAACGCUGCCAGAACCGUCGGAACCCCCGCAGUCAGCGCAUGAACAGGUUCCGCGCCACGAUGCCCGCCCCUGAUCAGACACCGGCCAAGCAGCGCCGCCUCACGCGCUCCAUGACCCGUCGCCAGCAGGACUUUUCUCUAGCCGAUGGGCAGCCGCCAUCGCCGCCAACGCCAGCUCUGCCACCGCCGCAAGCGGUUCCGCGGCGCAGUGGCGCCCGCGGCCUGGCUGUUGAAAGACGCCGCACCUUGGCGGCGACCAUCACCGAGCAGGCCUUGGCCGUGUCCAAGCGGGCCAGCCAGUCGAGGAAGUCGCUGCUGACAACAACCGUUCCAGUCCAGGUGCGAGAUCCCAUCUCGCCUGAGAGCAGUGCCCCGAAAGCGAAGCGCCGCAAGAAGGCAGUCGCGAAGAUCGAAUUUUCGGACGCUGCUCCAGCAGUCGGCGAAGCAAAGAACUCCGAAAACGUUGCCAGUAGCUCCGGAAACACACUUGAAGCACACUUAUUGCUGCCGCAGAAUGAAGUUCUCCCCAAGGACUCGGCCCAAGGACCGGCAACAGUAACAGUAACAAUAACAGCAACAACAACAACAGGAAAAGCGCAGACACCAAAUGUAAACUAUUCGCAGCCGCACUGCACAGACCCAGCUGCGGCCUCCUUGGAGCUUCAGCUGAGUCUGAUGGCCGAGUGGUGCGACGACGAGUGCGAGGAGCCCUUGGGUGGCUCAAUCGAUCCCAAAGCAACUAUGGAAAAAGCCCAGAACCGGGAGAAGGACGUGGAACAGAACAGGGGUGUCGCCGCCAAGAAGCGCAUACGCAACAUACCAAAGAAGGACCGGCGGGACGUGGUGCUGCAGGAGUUCCACGUGGACAGAAGGCUGGAGACGGGCGACGAACCGAUCAUCAUUCAGGACAGCGAUGCCAGCUCCAACGAGAGCGUCGUUUUUAUUGAGGAUGAGGUUUCGACGCGCGACAGAACCAAUGGCAAUGACAAAUCCAAGGCCCACAACACUUCCUCGUCCUGCUUCGACUUCUCAGAGGAGGAGGACCUGCAGCAGCAGGAUGGAGCGAAUAGGUUAAGCUACAGACGUCACACCAACCGCCAUGAGGCCAAUACCAAGGGCACUGGGGACAUGGAAGAAGGUCUCGUGUCGCCCAUCCUCGCCAAGGAAGCCGUAAAGCUUCCCCAGCCGGGACAAGCGGCGACCGCACGAGCCAGAUCCAAGGUCACUGCUUCCAAUGACGAAUUGUUCAAGGGCUUCGACGAUGGGCUACAAAUGACAGCCGCAGCCGCAGCCGCAGCCGCCACCGCAGCAGCAGACGCAGCAGCUGUCCAGGCCAGUCGAACUGCCAAAACGAUCGCCGAUCAGGAAACUGUGCCUCGCUACGCUGAGCCCGAGCCAGAUGAAGCAGAGCUCGAGGCCGAUCAGCUGAGCUUGCCCAUUAAGGAGCGCCAGAAGCGCAUUUUUAAGUCGCGCAACAAAUCAAUACAGGCAGCGCCGAAGGACGAAAGCCAUCCAACGUCGGAGUCCGCACUGGCUAGCGACGAGGAAGCCGACGAAGCCGACGAAGCCGAGGGUGCCGGCAGCAACGGCGCCGCCUCUCUUCACCUGGACAAUGGGGGAGGAGCCUCUCCCCAGCCCCUCAAUAGCGGGUACACCAGCAGCACGAGCGACAGCAGCAGCAGCAGCGGCAGCAGCAGCAACAGCAGUAGCAACAGCAACAGCAACAGCAACAGUAGCGGAGAAAGCAGCAGCGGCAAACGUCAUCGCAGCAAGCCCAGGACGGAUCCAUCCCGCAGACAGCAGCGGCGCUCCAAGGCUCGGUUCAAGCUCAAGCCCGAAGCAACGGUCGAGGAACUUACCAACAUUUGUAGCCGGAACAGCAAUAACAUCUCCAACUGCAGCUCCAUAUCGAACACGAGUGGAAUUGCAUCGCCGCUGCUCAGCUCCAGCACGAGCUGCUCGAUUGCCUCCAACAUAGCGGUGAUCUCGGCGGAGGAGGCACGGGAGCUGCAACGAACCGCGUCGGGGGCAGGCCUCAUUAAUGCAGCCAUUGUGGAUGCCACACAGCCUGUGCAGCGCGGCGGCGUGCUAAUCCUGGAGGACAUACGCCUGCCCAACCUCUACGAUCGCCUUCCCUUCGGCAGCCUACAUUCUUCGGACAGCAACGACAGCCGGCUUCAAAAGACAAACCACGAGGAAGCCGCCGUCGAGGAGGAACAGUCGGGAGACACAGAUGAGCAGGAUUCGGAAGUCGAAGAACAAAGCGUACCUCAUGAAGCCAAUCGCCAACUGGCGGCCAAUGGCGUCAAUAUAAGCGAGCAGGUGCUGGACGAAGACCACGGGGAGGAACAGCAAGAGGGGGAGCCUGGCCCAGAGCAAGAGCUCGAAUCUGAGCAGGAGCUUGAGUCUGAGCCAGAGCUGGAACCGAACCAGGAGAUAGACUCUGAGCCAGGGCAAGAGUCGGAGCCGGAGCCGGAGCCAGAGCCAGAGCCAGAGCCAGAGCCAGAGCCGGCGUCUGAGCAAGAGACAAAAUUGGCGGCCGCAACUGUACUAGAGUCGCGAGAGCCAGUGUCCUUUGUGCCCCAAAAGCGGGAGCUGCUUUUGAAGAAGAGAGAGCAAGAGCUGCUGCGCCAGUACGAGGCUGAUCUGGUUAGCGGACGGAGUGUUGAGAAGUGCCGAAGGGCGCGGGAGCGCUGGAGCCAGGUAGUACAAUCCACAGGGGACUCGUCUCUAGAUACAAAUGAGGACCAGACACUGAAGUCAGUGUCUCCGGACGUGGAAGCAGGAACGCCCGAGGAGGACGAAACUAGUCAAGCAGAACAGGAGCCAUCGCCCUCAGAUGUGGAUGCGGAGGAGUCCGAUGUGGAGAAGCCAUCCGCGCUGGACUCUCAAAUCGAUAUGAGCCUUAUAGAGUCGGUGAACUCGUUACUAGAGCCUCAGCGCCAGCUCGUUUCAGGAGAGCUGGUGGUGCCAUUGGAGCUGUCGCUCCUCGCCCGGCGCUCCAGCAGCCAUUCCCGUGCCGAUUCAUCAGUUACCACCACCACCACCACCAACACCACCACCACCACCACCACCAGCACCACCACCACCACCACCGCCACCACCACCUCCCCGUCCAAGGGCAGGGCCCUGAGCUUUGCCCAGAUCUUGUGCGACGACGAUGUGGCCAAAGCCCACCAGCAGCUGGAAGACCUCCGUGACGCUUCGCAGCGCCGUCGCUCCAGCUCGUUGCCCAUGCCACUGCUGCAGCUUGGGCAGCGGCGCCAGCGCCGACGCUCGCGUAAUGUGGGGAGCGACCCCGUCGAGACGUCGUGCGAUCCGAAGGAGCAACAGGAGAGUCCAGACAACCCGCCCCAGUUGUCCUCUGGACGCAUCUGCGCUGUGAUGACUACUCCCAUACCGGGCUACAAUCACACAUUUAUGCUGUGCUCGCUGGCCAACAACAACUUCAUGCCGUUGAACAACGUGGCGUUGUACCUGGACAGCGAGAAGAACCACCUGGUGCCGGUGCCGCGAGAGGCGUUGCGUGAGCCACCGCGACUUGCAGACGGACAUCCGAUGUCGGCUGUAUUUGCGGACAUUGACUUCCGCGGUGGCCAGGCUGUGGCUCAGGUAGUGGAGCCGGCGGACAUGGAGAUGGAGAUGAGCGUGGACUUUGAGCAGAACAGCGACGAGCCGUUCGACUCCCUGGAGCAGCAGGUCUCGGUGGAGUCGUCGGCGCAAAUCGUUAACAGUCACUCGGAAGAGACCACCAACGAUAACAAGCAGGUGGAAAUACUGGGCAUCAUGACGCCCCUAAGCCAAGUGGCCAGCUUCGGUGGGGCCCUCAAUGUGGACGAGGAGCUGUCGCUGCACGAGGACCAGCUGGAGCCCAACGUACUGCAUCUCAAUGUCAACGGCCAUCGCCUGGAACUGGACCCUUCGGUGCUUUUCAGCAUUGCGGAACAGCCAGACUCUUGCAUCGAGCUGAAUGUUACUGAGACUGAUGCCAGCGGUGGCAGGGCCGUGCUGCAUGCCCGCGAUAUACUCCAAGCAGCCCAGGCGUAUCUGCAGGAGCGCGACUUGCAGCUGGUCAACGUGGAAGACAUGACCUUAGACGAGGAGGAAGUCGGUGGAACAGCGGCCAUGACAGUCCCCGCCACAGACCUGCUGGCCGAAGCACUGGCGGACAGCCAAGUGGUCAACGAGAUUGAAUAUGUCAACGCUGCCAACGCUAGUGUGGCUUUGCUACACAUAGAGACACGCACCUCCGCCGCUGGCCUCAUGGACGUUGGCGACGACGGACCCGAGGGCGUCGUGUUCGUCUCUCACGUGCUGCCGCCAGCGCCUGCCCACCUCACGCCACCCAUCACGGCUCGCACCAACGAAACGAAUGCGCUCCUCAACCAGACGCCGAUUAUGUCCACGCUGGAGAAUCCGAGCGCUGUGCAGCUGAGCUGCGUCUCACCCCUCGGCGAGGUUAACCUGGAGGACAGUUUGGCCGUCAUCGGCGUCACAAACACCAAUGGCAUACCCACCUCGCUGGAGCUCCCAAUCACCGUCACGAAUCCGGCUAUAGCUCCCCGCGUGACAGCCCCCAUCCCAGAAUUAAUGCGAUUCGCCCCCUUUCAGUAGGGCGACAUGUAUAUCGCGAAGACGUCGUUUUUUUCACCCCCCAAUUUGUUUUUUUUUUUGUCGUACACAUAAGCGUUUCUUGUAGCCUUAGUAGAUGUAACGGAAGCAUUUUAUGUUGAGCGUAAAAGAGGGAGAUACACUAAUUUUGUAACCUUUUGCUAGUUUAAUUCAACAUAAAGAAGCGAUCAAAUUGUGAUGUGGCACAGCGCAUACAAUCUCGAUGUAUCUGCAUGAGCACGCAUGGAAUAGUUCCCUAACCUAAGGUUUUCGCCUUGACAACGUUUCCCCAUUUACAUUGCAUUGUACAUUGUAUGUGCAGCAAAAUAAUAAUAAUAAUACACUAGCAAGUAAGUUACGUAAUGGACACUGUCGCAGGAAAAGCAGCAGUAUGCGAAAGAAGAAGCAGCGAUUGCGUAGUAGGAUUAAGAUGCUCCGAUCCGAGCGCCCACAUGCAACAAGCAAACAGCACAUAGACCAUAUAAGAUAAAAGUUAGAAGAUAGACAUGUACACAACUGAACUCCAAGCGAAAUUUAUAUUUUAUAUAUUACGUCGCAUACGUCGAUUGACAAAGAAAAAUGAAUGUGUAAACUAAAUACCGCGAAGCAUAUUGCUUUGACCAGGCAACGAACUAAAUAAAGCCAGCAUAAUCCAAACA
Molecule: messenger RNA, 6549 nt
Organism: Drosophila persimilis
Lineage: Eukaryota; Metazoa; Arthropoda; Insecta; Diptera; Drosophilidae
Product: 6-phosphofructo-2-kinase/fructose-2,6-bisphosphatase 1
Exons: 6
Coding region: 332-5893 (1853 amino acids)
Biological process (GO): fructose metabolic process; fructose 2,6-bisphosphate metabolic process
Cellular component (GO): cytosol
Molecular function (GO): fructose-2,6-bisphosphate 2-phosphatase activity; ATP binding; 6-phosphofructo-2-kinase activity
Source: RefSeq, a predicted model, not a curated record